This is a messenger RNA of Arabidopsis arenosa, 8653 nucleotides long. The record is from the annotation of a GenBank genome assembly. NCBI's taxonomy places the organism in Eukaryota, Viridiplantae, Streptophyta, Magnoliopsida, Brassicales, Brassicaceae.
AAUUGACCAAUUUUAUGUUAUCUCAGUUUAUAGUUUUUACUCAUCAUCAGCCUCAAUGGAAAAUGAAUAAUAGUUUUCUCUGAACCAGAACACCUACCCAAGAAAAUGAAGUCUCUUCAUUUGUUUUUGCUCCUUUUGGUCGUAGCUUUUACCGUUUCGAGAUCCGUGGAAGCUCAGGAUCAAGCAGGAUUCAUUAGCUUGGAUUGUGGGUUGGUACCUAAGGAAGCUACUUAUGCGGAGAUUUCGACAAAAAUACAAUACAAAUCAGACGCGGAUUACAUCGACAGUGGAUUGGUCAAGACGAUCAAUGAAGCAUACAAGACUCAGCUUGAGCAACAGGUUUGGGCUUUGAGAAGCUUUCCUGUGGGUGAAAGAAACUGUUACAACGUCAACCUUACGGCAAACACCAGAUAUUUGAUCAGAGGAACCUUUGUGUAUGGGAAUUAUGAUGGCCAGAGUCAGUUCCCAAGUUUUGAUCUUCAUAUUGGUCCUAACAAAUGGACUUCUGUUAAAAUUUUAGGAGUGACAAAUAUUUCUAUGCACGAGAUAAUCCAUGUCGUACCACAAAAUAUUCUGCAAGUUUGUCUUGUAAAGACAGGACCAACGAUACCAUUCAUAUCGUCACUAGAAUUUCGUCCACUAAACAAGGAAACUUAUAACACGCAAAGUGGAGCACUGAUGUUGUACGCCAGAGUAUACUUUCCAUCGAAAUCACCAUCUUACAUCAGGUAUGAUGAUGACAUACAUGACCGAUACUGGAAUUCAUACACAGAUAAUGAAAUCUUGUCAGUAAGCACAGACCUCCCAGUCGACAUAAGUAACAUCUAUGAGGUGCCUGAAUCCGUGAUGAAGACUGCUGCUUUCCGUAAAACUGCUAGUGAGUCAUUGUUCAUAUGGUGGCAGCUUGAGGACAUCUCUGCGAUGUUAUAUUUAUAUAUGCAUUUCGCAGAAAUUCAGAAUCUUAAAGCCAAUGAAAGUAGAGAAUUCAACAUUACUUACAAUGGUGGCAAGCUUUGGUAUCCCCAGUUUAGGCCUCCCAAACUCAGCAUUACAACCAUCUUCAAUCCAAAGGCAGUGAGUUCUUCCGAUGGGAAAUUUAAUUUCACUUUCACAAUGACUGGUAACUCAACUCUGCCUCCCUUUAUCAACGCCGUCGAGAUUUACACAGCUCUAGAAUUUAAACAGCUCGAGACAAACAGGGAUGAAGUUACUGCUAUGAUGAACAUCAAGGAAACAUAUGGUUUGAGCAAAAAGAUAAGCUGGCAAGGAGAUCCGUGUGCUCCUCAGUUUUAUCGGUGGGAAGGUUUAAAUUGCAGCUAUCUGGACUCCGAGUCAUCACGGAUCAUAUCCUUAAACUUAAGCGGGAACCCGAGUCUUAAUCUCAGAGUUCCUGACUCUCUUCAGAAAAGGGUAAACAGCAAAUCUUUAACACUAAUUUUGGGUGAAAACCUGAAUCCCAUUCCCAAAAAAGAGAGUAAAAAGGUUCCAGUGGUUGCUAUCGCAGCGUCAGUGGCUGGCGUGUUCGCUCUGCUGGUUAUAUUGGCCAUCUUUUUCCUUGUUAGAGGAAAAAAAGUGAAAAGUACUGAUGCUCCAGGACCACCCCCAUCAGCAACUAGUGGUAUAGUUAAAAGUGAGACAAGAUCAUCCAAUCCAUCAAUCAUGACAAAAGAUCGCAGGAUCACAUAUCCCGAGGUACUGAAGAUGACUAAUAACUUUGAGAGAGUUCUUGGCAAAGGAGGCUUUGGAACAGUGUAUCAUGGAAACUUGGAGGAUGCUCAAGUAGCUGUGAAAAUGCUCUCUCAUUCAUCGGCUCAAGGUUAUAAAGAGUUCAAAGCAGAGGUUGAACUUCUUUUAAGAGUUCAUCAUAGACAUUUGGUGGGACUUGUGGGUUACUGCGAUGAUGGAGAUAACUUGGCUUUGAUUUAUGAAUACAUGGCUAAUGGAGACUUGAGAGAGAAUAUGUCAGGAAAAAGCGGAGGCAAUGUCCUUACUUGGGAAAACAGGAUGCAAAUAGCUGUAGAGGCGGCACAAGCUGGCCCAAUCCAAGACAAAGAUAAUUGCAAUAGAGUGGCAGCUUGCCAAACAAAUGCUGAAGCUGAAGCUGUAACUGAAGCGAUGUGCACUAUUGAAUCAGUUACUGAUAUUGCAGGUACUAAGGAUAAUGCUAUUCUUAGUGACCGUGAGAUACGACACGUCCUUGCUGAAAACAAGUUUAGCCGUUUGGGCUCUUCUUUUUCUGAUGGGGAUUCUCUUAGCUCAGAUGGAGACUCAAUGGUUUCAGUUGAUUCAGAAAGUGGUUCUGGAUUGAUGGAACUAAUGACUCCUUAUAGCCAACGACUUUUGCGCGAAAGACCGGUUAAGCCGUCCAUCAAAGCUAAGGAGGUUCAAGCAUCCUCUAAUACUCGGGGAAGAGCUUUUACAGUUUCAAGACCCGUGGAAGCUCAAAAUCAAGCAGGAUUCAUUAGCUUGGAUUGUGGGUUGGUGCCUAAAGAAACCACUUACUUGGAGGCGACGACGAAUAUAACAUACAAAUCAGACGCAAAUUACACCGACAGUGGAUUGGUCGGUAAGAUCAAUGAUGCACACAAGAAACUGGUUCAUCAGCAACUUUGGGCAUUGAGAAGCUUCCCUGAGGGUGAAAGAAACUGCUACAACUUCAACCUCGUUGCGAACCGCAAAUAUCUAAUCAGAGGAACUUUUGUGUAUGGGAAUUAUGACGGCUUGAAUCAACCCCCAAGCUUUGAUCUUCACAUUGGUACUAGUAAAUGGACCUCUAUUAAAAUAGUAGGAGAAACAGAUACCAUAAUGCGCGAGAUAAUCCAUGUCUUAACACAAGGCCGUCUUCAAGUCUGUCUUGUCAAGACAGGAAGGACGACACCGCUCAUUUCGUCGCUGGAACUUCGUCCUUUGAAAAAUAGCACUUACGUCACGGAAAGUGGAUCAUUAGUCUUGUACAACAGAGUAUACUUUACAUCUGAUUCUACAUCGAUCAUCAGGUACGCUAAGGACAUAAACGACCGAAUCUGGAAUCCACUCACAGAAGAUGAUAGUACCGCAUCGAUAAGCACAGACCUAGAUGUCAACACAAAUAACAUCUAUGAGAUGCCUCAAGUGGUGAUGCAGACUGCUGCUAUCCCUAAAAAUGCUAGUGCGCCAUGGAACUUAUUGUGGACUAUAGAUAACACCACUGCGCUUUCAUAUGUAUUUAUGCAUUUCGCAGAAAUUCAGGAUCUCAAAGCCAAUGAAACUAGAGAAUUCAGCAUUACUUACAAUGGUGGCACGCCUUGGUACGGCUGGUUUAGGCCUGCCAAGCUCAGCAUUACAACGAUUUACAGUCAAACCGCCUUGACUUCUUCAAAUGGCGAGUAUAAUUUCACUUUAGCAAUGACUGGUAACUCAACUCUUCCUCCCCUUAUGCAAGCCCUCGAGAUAUAUACAGUUGUAGACAUUCUACAGCUUCAGACAGAUAAAGAUGAAGUUUCUGCUAUAAUGGACAUCAAAAUGACUUAUGGUUUGAGCAAAAAGAUAAGCUGGCAGGGAGAUCCAUGUGCUCCUCAGCUAUAUCGGUGGGAAGGUCUAAAUUGUAGUUAUCCGGACACCGAGGCAUCACGGAUCAUAUCCUUGAACUUGAAUGCUAGCGGGUUGAACGGUACCAUAACAACUGACAUUACCAAGCUAACACAGUUGAGCGAGCUAGAUUUAUCAAACAACGAUUUAUCAGGAGAGAUUCCAGCGUUUUUUGCUGAUAUGAAAUUGUUGAAACUUAUAAUCUUAAGCGGAAACCCGAAGCUCAAUCUCACAGUUCCAGACUCUCUUCAGCAAAGGGUAAACAGCAAAUCUUUAACACUAAUUUUGGGUCAAAACCUGAAUCCCACUCCCAAAAAAGAGAGUAAAACGGUUCUUGUGGUUGUGAUCGCAGCGUCAAUGGCUGGGGUGCUUGCUCUGCUAGUUAUAUUGGCCAUCUUUUUCGUUGUUAGAGGAAAAAAAGGGAAAAGUACUGAUGCUCCAGGACCACCCCCAUCAAUCACUAGUGGUAUAGUUAAAAGUGAGACAAGAUCAUCCAACCCAUCAAUCAUGACAAAAGAUCGCAGGAUCACAUAUCCCGAGGUAUUAAAGAUGACUAAUAACUUCGAGAGAGUUCUUGGCAAAGGAGGAUUUGGAACAGUGUAUCAUGGAAACUUGGAUGAUGCUCAAGUAGCUGUGAAAAUGCUUUCGGAUUCAUCGGCUCAAGGUUAUAAAGAAUUCAAAGCAGAGGUUGAACUUCUUUUAAGAGUUCACCACAGACAUUUGGUGGGACUUACUGGUUAUUGUGAUGAUGGAGAUAACUUAGCCCUGAUCUAUGAAUAUAUGGCAAAUGGAGACCUGAGGGAGAAUAUGUCAGGUAAACGCGGAGGAAAUGUCCUUACCUGGGAAAACAGGAUGCAAAUAGCUGUAGAGGCAGCACAAGCCUCCUCUGAAUCUGACCACCUACGCAAGAAAAUGAAGUCUCUUCAUUGGAUUUUGCUUCUUUUGAUCAUAGCUUUUACCGUUUUGAGAUCAGUCAAAGCUCAAAAUCAAGCAGGGUUCAUCAGCUUGGAUUGUGGGUUGGUGCCUAAGAACACAACUUAUACAGAGAAAACGACGAAUAUAACAUACAAAUCAGACGCGGAUUACAUCGAUAGUGGAUUGGUCGGGAAAAUCAAUGAUGCAUACAAGACUCAAUUUCAGCAACAGGUUUGGGCCUUGAGAAGCUUCCCUGUGGGUCAAAGAAACUGUUACAACGUCAACCUCACGGCAAAGAGCAAAUAUUUGAUCAGAGGAACCUUUGUGUAUGGGAAUUACGACGGUCUGAAUCAACUUCCGAGUUUUGAUCUUCACAUUGGUCCUAACAAAUGGUCUUCUGUUAAAAUACUAGGAGUAACAAAUACUUCUAUGCACGAGAUUAUCCAUGUUGUACCACAAGAUAGUCUUCAAGUUUGUCUUGUUAAGACCGGAUCGACGACACCAUUCAUUUCGUCGCUCGAAUUUCGUCCAUUGAACAAUGAAAGUUAUCUCACGCAAAGCGGAUCAUUGAUGUUGUUCGCCAGAAUAUACUUUCCAUCUGGUCCAUCAUCAUUCAUCAGGUAUGAUGAGGACAUACACGACCGAGGCUGGAAUUCAUAUUCAGAUGAUGAAACAGUCUCGAUAAGCACAGACCUCCCGAUCGAUACAAGUAACUUCUACGACAUGCCUCAAUCCGUGAUGAAGACAGCUGCUGUCCCUAAAAAUGCUAGUGAACCAUGGCUCUUGUGGUGGACUCUUGAUGAAAUCACUGCACAGUCAUAUGUAUAUAUGCAUUUCGCCGAAAUCCAAAAUCUAACAACCAGUGAAAUCAGAGAAUUCAACAUUACUUACAAUGGUGGUUUACGUUGGUACAGCUAUUUUAGGCCUCCUAAACUCAGCAUUUCAACGGUCUUUAAUCCAAGGGCAGUGAGUUCUUCCAAUGGGAUAUUUAAUUUCACAUUCGCAAUGACGGGUAACUCAACUCUGCCUCCCCUUCUCAACGCCCUCGAGAUUUAUACAGUCGUAGACCUUCUACAACUAGAGACAAACAAAGAUGACAUUUCUGCUAUGGUGAACAUCAAAGAAACAUAUGGUUUGAGCAAAAAGAUAAGCUGGCAAGGAGAUCCAUGUGCUCCUCAGUUUUAUCGGUGGGAAGGUUUAAAUUGCAGUUAUCCGGACUCCGAGGCAUCACGGAUCAUAUCCUUGAACUUGAAUGGGAGCGAGUUGACCGGUUCCAUAACAUCUGACAUAUCCAAGCUAACACAGUUGACAGUACUAGAUUUAUCAAAUAAUGAUUUAUCAGGAGAGAUUCCAGCAUUUUUUGCUGAUAUGAAGUCGUUGAAACUCAUAAACUUAAGUGGAAACCCGAAGCUUAAUCUCACAGCAAUUCCAGAAUCUCUUCAGCAAAGGGUAAACGGCAAAUCUUUAACACUAAUCUUGGGUGAAAACCUGAAUCUUUCUCCCAAAAAAGAGAGUAAAAAGGUUCCGAUGGUUGCUAUUGCAGCGUCAGUGGCUGGCGUGUUCGCUCUGCUGGUUAUCUUCGCUAUAUUGUUUAUCAUUAAAAGGAAAAAUGCAAAAGCUAAUAAGUCUCCAGGACCACCCCCAUUAGUAACUCCAGGUAUAGUUAACAGUGAGACAAGAUCAUCCAAUCCAUCAAUCAUGAUAAGGGAACGUAGGAUCACAUAUCCCGAGGUACUGAAGAUGACUAAUAACUUCGAGAGAGUUCUUGGGAAAGGAGGCUUUGGAACGGUUUAUCAUGGAAACUUGGAUGGUGCUCAAGUGGCUGUGAAAAUGCUCUCUCAUUCAUCAGCUCAAGGUUAUAAAGAGUUCAAAGCAGAGGUUGAACUUCUUUUAAGAGUUCACCAUAGACAUUUGGUGGGACUUGUGGGUUACUGUGAUGAUGGAGAUAACUUAGCUCUGAUUUAUGAAUAUAUGGCAAAUGGAGACCUGAGGGAGAAUAUGUCAGGAAAACGUGGAGGCAAUGUCCUUACCUGGGGAAACAGGAUGCAAAUUGCUGUAGAGGCUGCACAAGGACUAGAGUAUCUGCACAAUGGAUUGGUUGCGGGUACACCUGGUUACCUAGACCCGGAGUACUACAGAACAAACUGGCUAAGCGAGAAGAGUGACGUGUACAGCUUCGUAAGGAAAACAAUGGAGAGAUAUUGUGUGUUAGUUGCCAUUUUUUUGCUGAUACUUCAUAUUGUUCAAGCUCAAGAUCAAACCGGAUUCAUUAGUGUGGAUUGUGGUUUGCCACCUCGUGAGUCUCCUUACAAUGAAGCCAAAACUGGUUUAACAUACACAUCAGAUGCCGAUUUAGUCAACAGUGGAAAAACCGGUAGAAUCGCCAAGGAAUUCGAAUCUCUCGCCGAUAAGCCGACUUUGACAAUGAGAUAUUUUCCAGAUGGAGUACGAAACUGCUACAAUCUAAAUGUCACCCGCGACACCAACUAUCUGAUAAAGGCCACAUUCGUAUAUGGAAACUACGAUGGUCUUAAUGUUGGGCCAAACUUCGACCUUUACUUCGGUCCGAAUUUGUGGACAACGGUGAGUAGUAAUGACACUAUAAAGGAGAUCAUCCAUGUGACAAAAUCCAAUUCUUUACAGGUAUGUCUUGUUAAGACUGGAAUAAGUAUACCUUUCAUAAAUGUUUUGGAGCUACGACCAAUGAAGAAAAAUAUGUACGUUACUCAAGGCGGCUCACUGAAUUACUUAUUCAGGGUGUAUAUUAGCAAUUCAAGUACUCGUAUAAGGUUCCCGGAUGAUGUCUAUGAUCGUAAAUGGUACCCGUACUUCGACAACUCAUGGACACAAGUAACUACGACUCUCAAUGUAAACACAAGUCUUACGUAUGAACUACCACAAGGUGUAAUGGCAACAGCUGCAACACCCCUAAAGGCUAACGCGACCUUAAACAUUACAUGGACAGUAGAGCCUCCUACUACACAGUUUUACUCCUACAUGCACUUUGCAGAGCUUCAGACUUUAAAGGCCAACGAUACAAGGGAAUUCAAUGUGACGCUGAAUGGAAUUUAUACAUAUGGACCUUAUAGUCCUAAACCACUAAAAACCGAAACCAUAUACGACAGAGGCCCAGAGCAAUGCGAUGGAGGGGCAUGCCUUUUGCAGGUUGUGAAAACACUGAAAUCUACCCUUCCACCUUUACUUAAUGCUAUCGAGGCUUUCACGGUGAUUGAUUUCCCGCAAAUGGAGACUAAUGGGGAUGACGUUGAUGCUAUCAAGAAUGUUCAAGAUACUUAUGGCUUGAGUAGAAUUAGUUGGCAAGGAGAUCCAUGUGUCCCCAAACAGUUUUUGUGGGAUGGUCUAAACUGCAACAACUCGGAUAAUUCUACGCCACCAAUAAUCACUUCCUUAGACUUAUCUUCAAGUGGACUAACUGGGAUCAUCACUCAAGCCAUUCAGAAUUUAACUAACCUGCAAGAACUGGACUUGUCAGAUAACAAUUUGACUGGAGAAAUACCUAAAUUUUUAGGGGACAUAAAAUCACUUUUGGUCAUAAACUUAAGUGGUAAUAAUCUGAGUGGCUCAGUUCCUCCAUCACUUCUACAGAAGAAAGGAAUGAAGUUAAAUGUCGAAGGAAACCCUCAUCUUCUUUGCACAGCUGAUUCAUGUGUGAAAAAAGGAGAGGAUGGACACAAGAAAAAGAGUGUCAUAGUGCCGGUUGUUGCAUCCAUUGCUUCAAUAGCUGUUCUUAUUGGUGCAUUGGUUCUGUUUCUUAUUCUCAGAAAGAAAAAGUCGCCAAAAGUUGAAGGGCCAUCACCAUCUUAUAUGCAAGCAUCAGAUGGUAGAUCGCCUAGAUCGUCUGAACCGGCAAUAGUGACAAAAAAGAGAAGGUUUACUUACUCAGAAGUUGCAAUAAUGACAAAUAACUUCCAAAGAAUCCUUGGAAAAGGAGGGUUUGGAAUGGUUUAUCAUGGUUUUGUAAACGGUACAGAACAAGUAGCUGUUAAGAUACUUUCCCAUUCAUCGUCUCAAGGAUAUAAACAAUUUAAAGCGGAGGUAAGCUCUCACCUUCAACAUUAGCUUGAACCGAAAACAUUGAUUCAACUUUUUUCUAAAGCUUGCAUGAACAUGUGAGUUCUGGUUUGGUGUUUAGGUAGAACUACUUCUUAGA